AUGAAGGACCGCAUCAUCGACUCGGUCGAGGGCCUGCACAAGGAGGCGCGGGGCUGGUUCAUGUCUCGCCCGAAGGCAGAGGCGUCGAGGAGGGCGUUGGCGUGGUACCGCGUGACCUAUCACCCUGACCACCGGUGGCGGGAGAAGAAGCGGUUCUGGAGCUUCCCGUGGAUCAUCUGCGACGAGCUGCUGAACAUCAAGGAGUCGAAUGAUGGCGAUGGACUGCGGCACCGCCUGACUCGUCUGGCGGCCAAAGAGGCUGGAGGUGGAGCGGCUUCAUCUUGCACGGAGCUUCGGUGGAGAUGUCAAGUCAUGCCUGACCGACAGGUGCUAUGCCUUGUCAUGCCUGGUCGGCAGGUGCUACGCACGACAGAUCUUCAAAGACUUCAAGCUGUGUCAGCUGGUGGUACUUGGCAGCAUGGUGCUGAGGUGUAUCAGUGGCGACCGCGACGUGCUCAGCUGUUUGCGCGCAGGGAGGAGGUGCUGUUGGGCGCCGUGGUGGCGUCGACGAUAGCUGGACCAUUAGCAGGCACAAAACUUAUAUUUAGCAACGGAGAGAGUACUACUAAUGCAAAGUUUGAGAGUGUACAAAUGUAUCUAUCACAAUGCUACUGCUUUGCAUUGGACAAACCUCGGUUAUUUCUUCCAGUUAACACCUCAAAGUUUGAGACUGUAAAUCAAGGGAUGCAGCUUGGUGCCCCUUUUUCAGAUGCAAGUCUUUACACAGGUGAUGGGUCCGUUGACAUCAAAGGCCGUCCCGCAACAAGGUGCGACACAGGCAAUUGGCGAGCAUGCGUCUUCAUCCUAGGAAAUGAGUGUUGUGAGCGUCUGGCCUACUAUGGAAUUGCAAAAAACCUAGUCACUUAUCUCAAAGUAAAGCUUCAUCAAGGCAAUCUUGAAGCUGCAAGAAAUGUUACCACUUGGCAAGGGACAUGCUAUCUCUCUCCCCUCAUUGGGGCCAUCCUAGCAGAUUCUUAUUGGGGAAAGUACUGGACUAUUGCUGUUUUCUCAUCAAUUUAUUUCAUCGGCCUGGCUGUUUUAAUGCUUUCAGCAUCACUUCCAGCACUUCAACCACCUUCAUGUUUAGGAACUGUUUGUCCAGAAGCAAGCUUACUUCAGAAUGGCACAUUUUUCCUAGGUCUCUAUAUGAUUGCCCUAGGGACUGGAGGUAUUAAACCAUGUGUGUCAUCCUUUGGGGCUGAUCAAUUUGAUGACAGUGAUCCAACAGAGAGAGUAAAGCAGGGUUCCUUCUUCAACUGGUUCUAUUUCUGCAUAAAUAUCGGUGCACUCGUAUCAGGCACUGUUAUUGUUUGGAUACAAGAUAACUCGGGUUGGGGAAUAGGAUUUGCCAUUCCUACUGUAUUUAUGGCAUUGGCUAUUGCAAGCUUCUUUUCAGCUUCAGAUAUGUAUAGAUUUCAGAAACCUGGUGGGAGUCCACUCACAAGAGUGUGUCAGGUCGUUGUCUCAGCAUUCCGUAAGUGGCAUGUUGAAUUGCCACAUGACACUGCUCUUUUAUAUGAAGUUGAUGGUCAAAAUUCAGCAAUAGAGGGAAGCAGAAAGCUGGAGCACACAAGUGAACUUGAAUUCCUUGACAAGGCUGCCAUCAUCUCAUCUACUGAUGCCAAGAGUGACCUCUUUACAAACCCAUGGAGGCUAUGCACAGUCACCCAAGUGGAAGAACUGAAGAUCCUAGUAAGAAUGUUCCCGGUCUGGGCAACUACUAUCAUAUUCAAUGCGGUGUACGCUCAGAACUCCUCCAUGUUCCUAGAGCAGGGAAUGGUUCUCGACAAGCGGGUCGGGUCUUUUAAUGUUCCUCCUGCGUCCCUCUCGAGCUUUGACGUGAUCAGUGUCAUGAUCUGGGUUCCACUUUAUGACCGUGUUCUCAUACCUAUAGCCAGAAAGUUCACUGGAAGAGAAAAGGGUUUCUUGGAACUACAACGGAUUGGCAUUGGAUUGGUGCUGUCCAUUAUUGCAAUGGUGUCUGCAGCUUUUGUUGAGUUGAAGCGCUUGGAGAUUGCCGCGUCUGAAGGUCUUAUCCAUGAGAAGGCUGUGGUUCCGAUGAGCAUUCUUUGGCAAAUACCGCAGUAUUUCUUUGUUGGUGCUGCCGAGGUUUUCACUAAUAUAGGUCAGCUUGAGUUCUUCUAUGAUCAGGCCCCAGAUGCCAUGAGGAGUUUAUGUGCUGCAUUUGCGCUCGUCACGGUCUCAGCGGGGAGCUAUUUAAGCUCGUUCAUACUGACCAUGGUGUCGUAUGUUACAACUCGAGGUGGAGAUCCUGGAUGGAUCCCGGAUAACCUGAAUGAAGGCCAUCUUGACCGGUUCUUCUGGUUGAUUGCAGGGAUCAGCUUUGUGAAUUUGCUGGUUUACAUCAGUUGUGCGAUGAAAUACAAAUAUAAGAAUGUGUGAUGGUUUCUCCAAAAAAAUGUGUGAUGGGCAUACCUACUGUGGAAUAAGUUCUUGUGAUUUCAGAUUCCAUAUUCAUGGGAGCAGUUCAUUGUAUAGACCAAGACAUCACAUGAGCUGCCCUUCUCAGAAAGUCCUCAAGAAAAGGACUUCAAUUCUUCUAGUGAUGUAUAUUUUAGACAAAUUAUUACUUUGGUGAGUGUGUUUUGUAUGAAGUUUGUAACACCAGAGUUAUACAAAGACAAUUUUGUACAUGCACAUUUAAUACUUUCCUGUUCAAAAGCAUCCUGUUAUUCCUUAAA
Triticum aestivum (bread wheat) is the source of this 2702-nucleotide messenger RNA. Its product is annotated as protein NRT1/ PTR FAMILY 8.3. Gene Ontology annotation, cellular component: membrane. The coding region runs from base 1 to 2403 and encodes 800 amino acids. The transcript has 9 exons. Gene Ontology annotation, molecular function: transmembrane transporter activity. Gene Ontology annotation, biological process: transmembrane transport; oligopeptide transport. The record is from RefSeq and is a predicted model, not a curated record. NCBI's taxonomy places the organism in Eukaryota, Viridiplantae, Streptophyta, Magnoliopsida, Poales, Poaceae.